Molecule: messenger RNA, 915 nt
Organism: Aureobasidium subglaciale EXF-2481
Lineage: Eukaryota; Fungi; Ascomycota; Dothideomycetes; Dothideales; Saccotheciaceae
Exons: 1
Coding region: 1-915 (304 amino acids)
Source: RefSeq, a predicted model, not a curated record
AUGCGUUCUGCUCUUGUUCUGUCUGCCCUUGCUGGCACUGUUCUGGCAGAGCACAGGUCUUUGAUCGGCCGUGACGGUACCUGCAAGCCUCAACCUGCUGGCUCCGGUCCCGUUGCCUCUCCUGAUAGCAUCGAUGGUUUCUUCGCCAUCCCCGAGCUCCAGACCCUAUCAUCAACCGCUCCUACUCCUGAUGGCUACACUGCUGCUUUCACCGGCUUGAACGCUUCUCUUAACGCCAACAAGUACAUGGGUCUCUGGACGCUCACCUCAUACGACACCAUCGGUUGUGCUUCUCUUUGCGACAAGACCACCGGCUGCGAGGCUUUCAACAUGUACAGCGAGCGUGACCCUACUCUUGACCCCAACGCUUCCAACUGCCCCAACCCUGCCUCGCUCACCAACUAUAAAUGUACAUUGUGGGGCGAUUUUGUCUCUGAGUCCCAGGCCAAGAACCUUGGCCAAUGGCGCAAUCAGUUCCAGGUUGUCAUCACUGGCUCAAAUGCAUACAACAAGGUCCCUGCACCUUGUACCGUCCCUGGCUACGACGGCCCUACACAGCUGGGUGGUGCCAUCAACGCACCCCUCGACAGCAACCGCCACGACACCUACAUGGGCGUCCGUGUCUACCCCUUCAACGAGGACCAGGAGUACGACCCCACAGUCUGCGCUACUGCUUGCACUUCCCAGACUUCCUACAACAAGGGCCACCCCGCUAAGGAUGGCUCUUACCAGACUUGCCGCUUCUUCAACUCCUGGAUCCAGAGCAAGGAUGCUGUUGCCUACGAGGUUCACUGUGGUCUCUACAACCAGACCUGGUCUCCUCAGUACGCUACCAAUUACGGCCAAUACUCUGGCAACAGCCGCAUCACUGUCUCCAGAUCUUACAGCUACACUCUUUCUGAAGUCGUUGCUUGA